AUGGCCGGCGCCGACCCCACCGGGCUCAAGCCCAACGCCUUCAUCGAGGCCAACGGCGCGGCGCGCGAGACGAUCGAGCGCGCGUUCCGCCUGACGCCGCGAACGAUCGGGCUCUUCGCCGUCUUCGGCGUCUUCGUCCCGGCGCUCAUCUAUCGCGGCGCCGUCAGGGAUUUCGACGCGAACGACGAUCGGUACGGACGACCGAGGAAGAAGUUCUUGUAG
Molecule: messenger RNA, 222 nt
Organism: Ostreococcus lucimarinus CCE9901
Lineage: Eukaryota; Viridiplantae; Chlorophyta; Mamiellophyceae; Mamiellales; Bathycoccaceae
Exons: 2
Coding region: 1-222 (73 amino acids)
Source: RefSeq, a predicted model, not a curated record